AUGCGGAACAGCACAGGAGGUGCUAAAGAGCCUGCAGACAGCGGGGGAAGAGGUGGGGGAAUGGGAGGGGGGAUGGAUGCUGAUAGGCGACAGACACGUCAACAAUGGCACUCCCCUUCGUUUCCACCUCCCGCAUUCACCCACCUUGCUGCGCACGAUGAAGUCACGGAGUGCGAGAAGGAAGUGGAGAGUUUCAUAAGAGUGCAUGUGCUGCUGAUAGGCGGAGGAGACCUGGAGGCACUGCGAACUAGAGUGUUUCCCCUCUCACAGUGUGCAGUGCGAUACGAUGCGAGUGCUGCUCAGACGCUAUCUGGACGCGAAUGCAACUCCCCCCUUCUCCACCUCCCCUAUUGCCUUGCAGAGGAGGUGUUGAAGAGUCUGGUGACAGUGCGAGUGCUGCCCAUAGGCAAUCUGGACGAUACAAUGUGGUUCCUCCCCGUGUCACCCCCCACCCACUCCUCUCCCCGUGCUGUAACCCACCUACCCACACCACAGAGUGCAGAGGAGGUGUUGAAAACCCUCGUGACAAGUGAAGAGGAGGUGUUGAAGAGCCUCGUCACAGUGCAAGUGCUGCUCAUAGAGGAGGUGUUGAAAACCCUCGUGACAGUGCGAGUGCUGCUGAUAGGCGACCUGGACGCGCCGCCCAAUAAAGAGGCUGUAGCGGCGGCUGUAGCGGAGUCGGUCAAGUGUGACUUGCUGCCUCUGCUGGUGUCGCGUCUGCCUGUCUUCGAUUGGGAGGCACGCAAAGAAAUGGUGCUGGUGUGGACAUACCUCCUUGCAUAUGGGGGAAAGAGGCGACGACCAAAGGGGGAUGAGGAUGAGGAUGACGAUGAGGAUGAGGAGGGAGGGGAGGGCGGGGGAGCACAAAAGGGAGCGCCUCAGGAGGAAGAGGAGGAGGAGGGACCGGCAGUGGCACUGGAGUUUGUGGAGAGGCAUACAGAGCUGGUGGAUAAGCUUGUACGCGGCUACAAGCAGAAGGAAAUUGCUCAGAACUCGGGUCUCAUGCUGAGAGAAUGCCUUCGCUCGCCAAAACUCGUCAGCCACACGCUGCAGUUCUCGAAUCUCGAUAUCAUCAUGGGCGGCUGUGACUUGCAGAACUUUGACACUGCCUCUGACGCAUUCCUCACUCUCAAGGACCUAUUGAAGCAGCAUCCGGCUGUGGCAGCAGAGUUUCUGAUGACCAACUUCGAGGAUUUCUUCAAGCGCUUUGAUCUGCUACUCAACUCAGACAACUAUGUCACGAGAAGACAAGCAAUCAAGCUGCUAGGGGAGCUGCUGCUAGACCGGGCCAACAUGCAAGUGAUGAUGCGAUACAUCGGAGAGGCACACAACUUCAAGAUCAUGAUGACUCUCAUCAAGGACCCCAGCAGAGCCAUCCAAUACGAGGCCUUCCACGUAUUUAAGAUCUUUGUGGCGAAUCCAAGGAAGCCAGAGAAGAUUGUGAAGCUGCUGGCGCGCAAUAAGGAGAAGAUGGUCAAAUUCCUCAAAGACUUUGAGAUUGACAAAGAGGAGGAAGAUUUUGAGGAGGAAAAGGAGAUGCUUAUAAGGGAAAUACAGAAUGCCCAUUACCCUGGGCUUGGAUGA
Molecule: messenger RNA, 1584 nt
Organism: Closterium sp. Naga37s-1
Lineage: Eukaryota; Viridiplantae; Streptophyta; Zygnematophyceae; Desmidiales; Closteriaceae
Source: the annotation of a GenBank genome assembly